AUGCUGGUUACCUAUUUGGAAGCCAGCCGGGACCUUUGCGAGACGGACUCAAUUCUUUUUGGCGCCGCACUGGCAGUCUGCCGUAUUAUAGGCGCCAAACUUUCCACGGCUGGACGCGCUACUGGACAAAGGAGUGCUAUCCCAGCCUGGAGAAUAAGAAUUGAAGAACGUAUCGCAAGGGCUAGGGCCCUCAUCGGCAGACUGAUAUGCUUCAGGUCAGGCAAUACCAGGCCAAGGAUUGUGCGCACCGUCAGGAUGGCGUUUGCUGGGACAAAUGUUAGUUUGUCCCAGCCGGAUAUAACGCAAAAACUGACGGAGCGCAUAGACGACCUGAAGCAAAGAAUCGCUGCUUGGGGAAAGCGGAUUCGGCGAUAUACCGAGAGGUCGACACGGUUCAACCAGAAUCGUCUCUUCCAGAGUGAUCAGAAGAGGCUCUACAAAUCAUUGGAGCGACCAAUAGUAAGUGGAACGGGCCCAGCACCAAAUCAGGCCGACACGGUCGCAUUCUGGCGCAGCCUGUGGUCACGCCCAUAG
This is a messenger RNA of Parnassius apollo (apollo), 534 nucleotides long. NCBI's taxonomy places the organism in Eukaryota, Metazoa, Arthropoda, Insecta, Lepidoptera, Papilionidae. The record is from the annotation of a GenBank genome assembly.